AUGCUAAGUCAUUCUCAAUAUGCGAAGUCCGAGGACAAUAAAGGAAGCACAAUAACUAACCGACCGACUUGCAGCACUAGCAAGGUUCCUACCCUGUAUAGCACAAUGAUCGCAUCACUUUUUCAAAAAGUUGAAGAAACAGCCUUCACAGAACUCAAAACCCUACUCACAACACCUCCAAUCCUCCGAACACCAAAAACAGGUAAACCAUUAUAUUUGUAUUUAUCAAUCACUAACCAUGCUAUCAGUUCCGUUUUAGUAGCAGAAAUAGACAAACAACAACACCCGGUAUACUUCGUCAGCAAAUCACUUCAAGGCGCCGAGUCCCGCUAUCCAAAGCUGGAGAAAUUAGCCUUAGCACUCGUCAUGACAGCCAGACGACUACGACACUACUUUCAAAGCCAUACCAUCAUAGUCAGAACAGAACAACCCCUAAGGCAGAUACUGACGAGGCCCGAACUGGCAGGAAGGCUAAUCAAGUGGUCCAUCGAAUUAUCAGAAUACGACAUCCAAUACCAGUCCAGAGGCGCCAUCAAAUCACAAACGUUAACCGACUUCGUCGCCGAGCUGACACAAAAAGACCAAGCUCCUAAAGAAAACCCAUGGACGCUAUACGUCGACGGGGCCUCAAACAGCAAAGGCUCCGGAGCAAGGAUACUCCUCGAAAACAACCAAGGAAUACAACUCGAACAAUCGCUUCAAUUCACCUUCCACGCAAGCAACAACCAGGCAGAAUACGAAGCUUUAAUAGCAGGAUUACGCCUAGCACAAACCAUGGGAAUAACACAAAUAAACGUCAAAUGCGACUCCCUCUUGGUGGUGCAACAGGUGACGGGUAAGUUUCAGGUAAAAGACCCCCUCCUUGAAAAAUACAAUACAAUGGUUAACAACCUCAUAAGGGACUUUGAUAUAUUCAAUAUUCUUCACAUACCAAGGGAACAAAACAACAGAGCAGAUCUCCUCUCCAAAUUGGCAACAACAAGAAGUCAAUACAACAACCCCAUAUUAUCACAGUUAACACUGGAUGAGCCCAGUGUUACCCUAACAACAGUUGCAAGUGUUAUGCAGGAAGACGACUGGAGAUCACCAAUAGUUAAUUACCUGAAAACAGGAAUAAUGCCCGACAACAUCAAAGACACAAAGAAAUUCAAAAGACAGGCUAGCUUCUACACCAUAUUAGGAACCGAUCUAUACAAGAGAGGAUUCACGAGACCCCUCCUCCGAUGCAUAAGCACCGCCGAAGCAAAAUUGGCCAUGGACGAGGUCCACGAAGGAGUCUGUGGCACUCACAUUGGUGGCAGAAGCUUAGCCGCAAAAAUACUCUGA
Messenger RNA from Arachis ipaensis, 1326 nucleotides. RefSeq lists its product as uncharacterized. NCBI's taxonomy places the organism in Eukaryota, Viridiplantae, Streptophyta, Magnoliopsida, Fabales, Fabaceae. The record is from RefSeq and is a predicted model, not a curated record. Gene Ontology annotation, molecular function: RNA-DNA hybrid ribonuclease activity; nucleic acid binding.